CGGCUAUUUUUGGACAAUACAAAAUUCGGAAAUCGCACAUGAAGAUUUGACAGCGUAAACCGCUUAUUUUCAUUUUUAAACUGUCAAAAUAUGUAAACAAGGCAACAAAUAUUUUUUAUUGUUGUUAACAGCAGUGAUUAUUAUUUUUUAACUGAUUCUGAAGAUUGUUAUAUAUAUGUUGCAUAUUUUCACUACAUAUUUCCAACGGAGUUGCUGAAUUAAGCGGGUUUGAGAUAUCAUAAAACACAUUUUUGCAUUUCACUGCAUUAAAUUGGUUACAUCGUACGAAACAUGAAUUCGGUUCAGCCUUUGGAAGAAUAUCUCACAGAUAUGGUUAUACCAGAGAAGCGAAACGCAGUUAAAAUUUUACCAGAUCAUGUCACAAUGCUACAUGGUACAAAAAGCAAGAAACAACAUACAGAGAAGAAACGGCGUAAAACGAAAUCAACAAUCAUGACUAGACGAGAAUAUGCCAGUCUGGGUUUAUUUACAUUACCAACACGUCAAUUAAAAUACAAGGAAUUCUUACCACUACACCAACUGUGGAAAGGAUAUGCACAAGAACAUCUUGGUUUGAACGAAGGUGAUACAAUUCCUCAAUUGCACGAACCCACAUAUGAUGCUUUUAGUAAAUUACUAGUGAAAAUGGAUUUGCAUGGUGCAAACAUACGUGUGAUCGAGUCAAAAUCUUCAACUUUACUGGGUUUAGCAGGAAUUAUUGUGUUGGAAACUAAAAAUGUGUUAAAAGUUCUAGGCGAAGAUGAUCAUUUACGUACAAUACCAAAAAGUGAAUGCAAUUUCGGCAUGCGUUUAGGAAAUAUUGAGUUCACUAUAUUUGGCAAACAUUUAACUAUAAGACCUGCUGAACGUUCGGUUAAAAAGAUUAAAACACUAGUAGAACCUUUAAAAUUGUAAUUGUUAAUUAUU
This is a messenger RNA of Teleopsis dalmanni, 927 nucleotides long. RefSeq names its product ribonuclease P protein subunit p29-like. Gene Ontology annotation, biological process: tRNA 5'-leader removal; rRNA processing. NCBI's taxonomy places the organism in Eukaryota, Metazoa, Arthropoda, Insecta, Diptera, Diopsidae. Gene Ontology annotation, molecular function: ribonuclease P RNA binding. The coding region runs from base 292 to 915 and encodes 207 amino acids. The record is from RefSeq and is a predicted model, not a curated record. Gene Ontology annotation, cellular component: ribonuclease MRP complex; ribonuclease P complex. The transcript has 2 exons.